GGCGGCCGCGCGCGCCUGCGCAGGACGCAGCAGUGCGCACGGGCGGCGGGAGGAGCGCGCGCGGGUGCUAAUUGGCCCGGGUGGCGGCCCCGCCCGCGAGUGGUGGGCGGUCACGUGACGCGACGGCUGGGGGCUCCCGGCGCGGGGGACGCUGGUGGCCAAGAUGGCGGCGGAGCUGGUGGAGGCCAAAAACAUGGUGAUGAGUUUUCGAGUCUCCGACCUUCAGAUGCUCCUGGGUUUCGUGGGCCGGAGUAAGAGCGGACUGAAGCACGAGCUCGUCACCAGGGCCCUCCAGCUGGUGCAGUUUGACUGUAGCCCCGAGCUGUUCAAAAAGAUCAAGGAGCUGUACGAGACCCGCUACGCCAAGAAGAACUCGGAGCCUGCCCAACAGCCGCACCGGCCCCUGGACCCCCUGACCAUGCACUCCACCUACGACCGGGUCGGCGCUGUGCCCAGGACUCCCCUGGCAGGCCCCAAUAUUGACUACCCCGUGCUCUACGGGAAGUACUUAAACGGACUGGGACGGUUGCCUGCCAAGACCCUUAAGCCAGAAGUCCGCCUAGUGAAGCUGCCCUUCUUUAAUAUGCUGGACGAGCUGCUGAAGCCCACCGAGUUAGUCCCACAGAACAACGAGAAGCUUCAGGAGAGCCCGUGCAUCUUCGCGUUGACGCCAAGACAAGUGGAGUUGAUCCGGAACUCCAGAGAACUGCAGCCCGGAGUUAAAGCCGUGCAGGUCGUCCUGAGAAUCUGUUACUCAGACACCAGCUGCCCUCAGGAGGACCAGUACCCGCCCAACAUCGCUGUGAAGGUCAACCACAGCUACUGCUCAGUCCCGGGCUACUACCCCUCCAACAAGCCUGGGGUGGAGCCCAAGAGGCCGUGCCGCCCCAUCAACCUCACCCACCUCAUGUACCUGUCCUCGGCCACCAACCGCAUCACCGUCACCUGGGGCAACUACGGCAAGAGCUACUCUGUGGCCCUGUACCUGGUACGGCAGUUGACCUCGUCAGAGCUGCUGCAGAGGCUGAAGACCAUUGGGGUGAAGCACCCGGAGCUGUGCAAGGCGCUGGUCAAGGAGAAGCUGCGCCUCGAUCCCGACAGCGAGAUCGCCACCACAGGUGUGCGGGUGUCCCUCAUCUGCCCGCUGGUGAAGAUGCGACUCUCUGUGCCCUGCCGGGCAGAGACGUGCGCCCACCUGCAGUGCUUCGACGCCGUCUUCUACCUGCAGAUGAAUGAGAAGAAGCCCACCUGGAUGUGCCCCGUGUGCGACAAGCCAGCCCCCUACGACCAGCUCAUCAUCGAUGGGCUCCUCUCGAAGAUCCUGAGCGAGUGUGAGGACGCUGACGAGAUCGAAUACCUGGUGGACGGUUCGUGGUGCCCGAUCCGCGCCGAAAAGGAGCGCAGCUGCAGCCCGCAGGGCGCCAUCCUCGUGCUGGGCCCCUCGGAUGCCAACGGGCUCCUGCCUGCCCCCAGCGUCAACGGGAGCAGUGCCCUGGGCAGCACGGGUGGCGGCGGCCCGGUGGGCGGCGUGGAGAAUGGAAAGCCGGGCGCCGACGUGGUGGACCUCACGCUGGACAGCUCAUCGUCCUCAGAGGAUGAGGAGGAAGAGGAGGAGGAGGAGGAGGAGGAGGACGAAGAGGGCCCCCGGCCCAAGCGCCGCUGCCCCUUUCAGAAGGGCCUGGUGCCGGCCUGCUGACCCCGGCCGCACACUCGACUUUCCUGGUGCUCACCACGCAGAGGGCGCGGGCCAGCCUCAGGCGCAGAGGGAGGAGUGACCUUUCUUUUUCUUUUUCUUGUCGUUCCUUUUGUUUUUCCACCCCUUUGCCCGGCUCCUGGCACCUGUACCUCUGGACUCUCCUAUGGGGGAUUAAAAAAAAAGUAAAAUGACAAAAAAAGAUACAAAAAGAAAAAUGAAAGAAAAAAGUCAAGCUCUUAAAAGCAAGGCGGCCGCCCACAGCCGCCCCCGCUGGAGCCCGAGCCGGGAGGGUAGUGGCGGGAGGGACCAGGACGCGGCCCCGCCCCACAGCCGCCCCAGCUGGAGCCCGAGCCGGGAGGGUAGUGGCGGGAGGGAGCAGGACGCGGCCCCGCGCCCCCCUCCGGAUGCCCAGCUGCCCGCCGCCCUCUUCCCACCACCGUUCCAGCCGGUGCGCAGGGCCCGGGCGGUGGGCGGCGGGGCACAGCCCCUCUCUGGCGACCACUUUGACGUGUGUCUCUUCCUUUGCUUUUUCUCUGCAAACACAUCCUCUCCCAGAGACCCUCACGCGCCGAGCAACGAGCGUUUUAGCCAAGAAGCCAUGGAGUGGGUUGGGGCAGGGAGGGGCAAUGGGGUGGGGGGAUGGGCGGGCAGGAUUGGGGGACGGUGGGCGGCUGGGGAGGGUUUAGCCACAGAUGUGUUGUAUUUUUUUGAAAGUGCAAUAAUUUGGUAUUUUGAAGACCCGGCGUGUGGCCAGGAAGCCCCGGGGAAGGCGGGGGCCCAGGGUGCGGCACCGUGUGGCGUGGGGGGGUCUCAGUUUUCUAGCCAGCUACCUCGGUAACUCCAAUUCAGGUUAACUUCCCUACGGAACAGCACAGAUGUCCACAGAUGUCCACAGCUGCCGUCGCCGCCACCAUACCCCAGUCCUUGGGGCAUGGGGGGCGGUCGCUUCCCAAGGGGCAGCAGGGACUCCGGCCACCCCAGCUCUUGUUUGGGUUGAUUCCUCUCCUUUUUGCUCUUGGUUUUCCGACGGGUACGAGGCUGGCCUGGCACCCUGUCCCCCGGGAGCCUUGCUUUUCCAGCAGGACCAGACCAGGGGCCUCCCUCCUGUCCCCAGGGGUUCCCGGCCCCUCACAGGCCCCACCCAUGCCCUUGGCCUCAGGGUCCAACAACUGGGGGUGCUUCCGGGGCUCUGCCUCCAGGAUCCCGCAGCUGGGCACCCGCCUCGCCCCCCAGGAGACCGGGGCACAGGCAGAGCACCGGCCUCACCUGGUUCUCCAAACCUGCUGCCUGCGGUCUAUUUUGCUUUUGUCCUCCCCAGCCCAGAAUUUUCCUUUGUAUAAACAGAACUCCUAGUCAGGAAGCAAUAUCAUUUCAGGUCUAAAGAAAGGGACGUGCAUCUGGCCGAGGGCAGUUCAGUCUCGCUGCAGAGCCCGCAGCCCGCUGCGCAGCUCGGCCCCUCCCGCCCGCACGGGCAGCUGAAGGCCGCUGUUUUCUAAUAUUUGUAUUCUAAUUUAAUUGUUUUUAAAAAAUGCAAAUAAAAAAGGUCGAGGUGAAGCCA
Molecule: messenger RNA, 3254 nt
Organism: Rhinopithecus roxellana (golden snub-nosed monkey)
Lineage: Eukaryota; Metazoa; Chordata; Mammalia; Primates; Cercopithecidae
Gene: PIAS4
Product: protein inhibitor of activated STAT 4
Exons: 11
Coding region: 164-1696 (510 amino acids)
Biological process (GO): protein sumoylation; regulation of transcription by RNA polymerase II
Molecular function (GO): zinc ion binding; transcription coregulator activity; SUMO ligase activity
Source: RefSeq, a predicted model, not a curated record